Messenger RNA from Acanthosepion pharaonis, 756 nucleotides. Lineage: Eukaryota; Metazoa; Mollusca; Cephalopoda; Sepiida; Sepiidae. The record is from the annotation of a GenBank genome assembly.
AUGUUCACUUUCUUUCUUUCGACCUGUUUUCUUUGCUUUUUUAAUUUAUUUUUAUUUUUUCUUUCUUUAUCAUUUUCCCCUUUUCUUUCACUGACCAUCAUUCAUUCUUUUCCAAACAAUGUUGUUUGCUUGAUCUUUCACGUCUCAGUCAUUUUUCUUAUUCUUUCUUUCUCUCAUUCUUUUCCUCUUUCUUUCUCUCUUUUUCUCAUCCUUUUUCUCUUUCUUUCUCUUAUUCUCUCUUUAUCAUUCUUUCUCUCAUUCUUUUUCUCUCUCUCUCAUUCUUUUUCUCUUUCUCUCUCUCAAUCAAAUGUUUUUUCUCUUUCUUGCCUACCAUGCUCAUUUCUUUUUUCUGUCUUUUCUUAUCAAUUAUGUUCAUUCGUUUGUAUCCUAUCUUUUCAUAUUAAGCGUCUUUCUUCCUUUCUUUCGCUUCUUCAAGGGGUGGGGGAAACUCUCCAUUCAUUUUAUUCUAUUUUCUAUAUUAUUUCUCUCUCUCUUUUUUUUUUGUACUUUCCCCCUCCUCCCAUUUCGUGGAGGAUUGGAAAAUUUUCGAGGGAUAAUACAAAUGUAAUUAAACUGCUGUCUAUCAAUCUUUGUUCAUUAUCUGUCUAUCUAUGGUCAUUAUCUAUCUAUCUAUCUAUCUAUCUCUCUGGAGAACUAUCUAUCUCAUUCUGUCCAUAUCUAUCUAUCGCAUUCUAUCUAUCUCAUUCUGCCCAUAUCUAUCUUUUUCGAUGGACAUUUCUACUCGAUUUUCAUUAG